Saccharomyces paradoxus is the source of this 4554-nucleotide messenger RNA. It is a transcript of the gene STU1, whose product is annotated as Stu1p. The transcript has a single exon. NCBI's taxonomy places the organism in Eukaryota, Fungi, Ascomycota, Saccharomycetes, Saccharomycetales, Saccharomycetaceae. Gene Ontology annotation, biological process: astral microtubule depolymerization; mitotic spindle assembly. Gene Ontology annotation, molecular function: microtubule binding. The record is from RefSeq and is a predicted model, not a curated record. Bases 1 to 4554 code for a protein of 1517 amino acids. Gene Ontology annotation, cellular component: spindle microtubule; mitotic spindle midzone; microtubule organizing center.
AUGUCAUCCUUCAAUAAUGAGACCAAUGAUGGCAGCAGUACUAAUGCGCAUCCAAACGAUUCCUUCCCUCUGUAUACUGUAUUCAAGGACGAGUCUAUACCCAUCGAGGAAAAAAUGGCACUGCUCACCCGGUUCAAAGGCCAUGUGAAGAAGGAACUAGUUAAUGAAUCCUCAAUCCAGGCCUAUUUUGCUGCGUUGCUGUUCAUCUCCGGCCAUUACGCUUACCAUUCGUACCCGCGGUUAAUCUUUCUAUCACACUCAUCGCUUUGUUACCUUAUAAAGCGUGUAGCCAUGCAGUCUCCGGUACAAUUCAAUGACACUCUAGUUGAGCGGUUACUGAACCACUUGAUCUUUCAACUGCCCAAUGAAAAGAAAUUUUGGCUAGCUUCCAUUAAGGCCAUUGAAGCCAUCUAUUUGGUGAAUCCAUCGAAGAUCCAAACUAUUCUAGCAAAUUUCUUACGAAGACCAAAUGAAAACCAAAACGAAGAUUACCUCAAUAGAAUAAAGUCCACGUUAUUGACCAUCGAUGAAUUGAUCCAGAUUAAUGAGAGAAAUAAUUCAAAUCAUUUGCAACUACUGCGAUUUUUCAUGUUGUCGUUCACCAAUCUUUUAAACACUAACCUAAAUGAACACGCAAAUGACGAUAGCAAUAAUUUAAUAAUAGAGCUCAUUUUCGAUAUAAUGUACAAGUAUUUGAAAAUGGAUGACGAAAAUUCACAAGAUCUGAUAAACGGAUUUAUUAAUGAUUUGGAAGUGGAGAAGUUUAAACAAAAAUUUGUUAGCUUAGCAAAAUCACAAGAGCAACACGGCUUACAAGAGGAUAGGUCGUCAAUGUUUGAUGAAGAGUACGAAUAUCAGCUACUAUUGGCUGAGGCGAAAUUGCCGCAGUUAUCAAACAACCUGAGCAGUAAAGAUUCAGCCAUGAGAAAAAAUUAUGAGUCUUUGAACCAACUACAGCAGGACUUGGAAAAUUUGUUGGUUCCAUUCCAAAGUGUAAAGGAGACGGAACAAAAUUGGAAACUAAGGCAGUCAAAUAUAGUUGAAUUAGAUAACAUCAUAUCCGGCAACAUCCCCAAGGACAAUCCAGAAGAAUUUGUCACCGUAAUAAAGGAGGUGCAAUUGAUCGAGUUAAUUUCAAGAGCUACUUCAUCACUGAGGACUACGUUAUCAUUAACGGCAUUGCUUUUCCUCAAAAGACUAAUUCAUAUUUUAAACGACCAUUUGCCCCUAUCAAUACUGGACCAAAUCUUUGUCAUUUUCAAAAAUUUAUUGUCUUCCACUAAGAAAAUCUCUUCACAAACUGCAUUUCAUUGUUUAAUUACUUUGAUCAUUGAUAUAAAUCAUUUCCACAAUAAACUAUUCCAAUUAUCGUUCUUACUAAUAAAUGAGAAAACCGUAACACCGAGAUUUUGUUCUGCGAUACUGCUGCGUAGCUUCCUAAUUAAGUUCAACGACUCCAAUCUGUCACUCAACAAUUCAAAUACAACUUCACCAACCUCAAAAUUGGAAAAUAAUAUCAUAUACAUCGAAGAAUGGUUGAAGAAGGGCAUUUCAGAUUCACAAACUACCGUGAGAGAAGCGAUGAGAUUAACUUUUUGGUAUUUCUAUAAAUGUUAUCCCACGAAUGCCAAAAAACUAUUAAGUUCUUCCUUUUCUCCACAGUUGAAAAAGGCAACGGAAUUGGCAAUCCCCUCUCACUUGAAUAUAAACUACCAAGUUUCUAGGGUGUCUUCUACUUCUUCUGUCUCUUCUGCGACGUCUCGCUUGUACUCUCAAUCUUCGAAUAAUUCUUCAAGAAGAAUCAGUUUACUGGAACAGAAAAGGAACUAUCCAAGCUAUGCUCAACCAACUCAAUCUUCCUCUACUUCCCUACUCAACCCUCCUGUGGUCACAACUGGUGGAAACGUUAUAGCCAGUAAAUUCUCGAAUAAGUUGAAAACAAAUUUAAGAUCAACUAGUGAGUAUUCAAGUAAAGAAAAUGAAAAAAGAGCAAGGAAUCAUGAUAGUUUAAACGCUAUUACAAACAGUAACACGAAAGAUAAUAACGGUGUUAUUAAAAGAAAAGUAAGCGCCCCUCCUUCUUCUACUGUUGCGACAAAAGCACCUGAAAAUUACACUAAUUUCGAUGACUUCCCGUUAAACCAAAUCGAUUUGACUGAUGAAUUAUCAAGCAGUUACUCUAACCCUUUGAUAAAGAAAUAUAUGGAUAAGAAUGAUGUUCCGAUGUCAUCCUCUCCAAUCUCAUUAAAAGGCAGUAAUAAACCUGGCGAAUACGAAAUCCUUUACAAAAUAUUUAAUGAUGCUUCGUUUUCGGCUCAGUUCAAAGAUGCCUUACAGUAUUUACAAAAGGAAUUAUUGUCGACAUCACAGCAGUCAUCAUCGUUACCAUCUGUCCCAAAAUUCGAAUUUUCUAAGAUUCUGAAAAAGCUGCGGCAAAUUAUGAUGAAGUCACCACAUGACUUUAAACCAUUCUUAAACAUACCAAAAUUUAUAAAUGAAGUUCCCCUCAACUAUCUCCUUGAGCUAUAUUCUAUUAAUGGUUUUGAUUACGCAGAAAUCUUAAAGAAUAAAAUGAAUCCCGAAAAGCCUUAUGAGCUUACCAACUUAGUUACAACUAUCGUGGAUUUGUUCAAUUUCUUAAAUUCCAACAAUUGUGCGACCGAUUCCAAACUAUACUACAUGAAAUACAAAACUACUUUUUUCAAUUAUUAUUUCAAGUUACUUUUAGAGAUUUUCCGUAACUUGAACAUAAAACAUGAUAACACUUUGAGGUCUGAAAUAAACGAUUUUAUGCCUAAAGUAUCAAUGAUUCUCUUCCAAAUAUACGGUAAAGAAUUCGACUAUACAUGUUAUUUCAGUUUAAUUUUUGAAAUUUAUAAAUUCGAUAAUAAACGCUUUAAUAAGUUGUUAACUGAUUUUGACAUCGUAUCCACUAAGAUGAAAAUUUGUCAUGAACUUGAGAAGAGGGAUGUCAACUUUAAGGUAGAAAACAUCAUUUCGAGAGAAAGCUCUGUAAGUUUCACCCCCAUUGAUGAUAAGAAACUUGAAAGAGGCGAUGAAUUAGAUGAAGCAGUGGACGAAAAUGAUGUUAAAAAAUACAUGGAAAUGACAAUGAUUAAUCCUUUCAAAAACCUGGGAACUGAUAAAACACUAGAGCUGAAAAAUAAUGUUGAUCAAAAAAGAUCAUCAAGUACAAAUAGUGUAGUUAUUCACGAUGAUAAUGACAAAGAUAAAAAGCUUUCAGAAAUGACAAAAAUAGUAAGUGUUUAUCAACUGGAUCAGCCGAAUCCAGUAAAAGAGGAGGACGAUAAAGAUGUCGAAAAUUCUCCAAAAUCUGAUUUGAAUUUAAGUGAAAUUUUCCAAAACGGUGGUGACAAUACCGAAAGGAAAUUGAAAGACGAUAACGAACUAACUGUCAAAUUCAGUACGGAUCCUCCAAAAAUAAUAAAUGAACAGGGGAAACUUAUUGAAAACGGGGAUGAAAAUGAAAAGCCUGAUUUGGAAACCAUGUCGCCAAUAAAAAUAAACGAGGAUAAGAAUAUGGAUCAAAAGCAGAGGAUCACAGUAAAAAGAGAAAGAGAGCUAACGCUAACUGAACAAGAUAUAAACUCCAAGAAAAUAAAAGUGGUAAAUAUCAAAAAAUCAGAAAAGAUGCAUUUUCCGAUCAUGGAUAAUUUCCCAAAGGAUUCCUUAACCGUAUAUGAAAUUAGUCAUCUUUUAAUGGUCGAUUCCACUGGUAAUACUUUGAUGGAUUCUGAUGUUUAUUUUAAUCACAUGUCAAAGGCUAUAAAUAGGAUCAAAAGUGGUUCGUUCACCAUGAAACAUAUAAAUUACCUGAUCGAACCCUUGAUUAUUUGUUUUCAAAAUCAGAAAAUGAUCGAUUGGUUAACAAAUGAAAAUGGUUUUGAUGAACUAUUGGCUGUUGGUAUCAUGCUUUUGAAAUCCACUGAUGACACGCCUUCGAUACCAUCGAAAAUAUCCAGUAAAUCCAUUAUUCUCGUUCAUAGUCUUCUAGUUUGGAAGAACUUUCUGAACACGUUAGGUGAGAAUGCCGACGAUGAUGGUGUUUCAUUAAGAAUGUCGUUCGAAGAAGUAUGGGAACAAAUCCUUUUAAUGCUCAAUAAGUUUUCUGACUAUGGAAAUGAAAUCUAUAAAUUAGCACAAGAGUUCAGGGACGAUCUAAUGCUGUCGCACUUUUUUAAAAAACAUUCGGCAACAAGAAUUCUAAGCAUGUUGGUUACAGAGAUCCAGCCUGAUACUGCAGGUGUGAAAGAAACAUUCUUAAUUGAGACCUUAUGGAAGAUGCUGCUAUCUCCUACCAUUUGCCAACAGUUCAAGAAGUCUAAUUUAUCAGAGAUUAUCCAAACGAUGAGCUAUUUCAUUACGGGGAGUGAUAACACUUCAUGGAACUUCACCAGUGCCGUAGUCUUAGCUCGUUGUUUGAGGGUUCUCCAAUCGGCUCCAGAUUAUACUGAACAAGAAACCGAACGAUUAUUCGAUUGUUUGCCUAAGAAUGUCUUUAAAAUGAUUAUGUUCAUCGCCUCAAACGAAUAG